Molecule: messenger RNA, 3890 nt
Organism: Bradysia coprophila
Lineage: Eukaryota; Metazoa; Arthropoda; Insecta; Diptera; Sciaridae
Source: RefSeq, a predicted model, not a curated record
UUCAAUGACUGGAUAUGCGCAGAAACAAAAUCGUCGGUAGGGGAAGUGCCCAUUAUGUUUUUGGUGGAUGUAAAAGUGGUGCUCACAAAAAAGUUUAUUUUCAUUUUAGAAAAUUUUUGAAAUUAGAAAUUGAAGUGAAUCUUAUUUCCUCCGUGUCAUUAGUUUUUAAAAAAGAGAUUAGUGAAACGAUAAGUUUAAGUUUAGAAUCUAAAUUAAAUCAAAUAUACGAAAGACAAUGGAAAUUUAAAACCAAAAAAAAAAUCGCGAUGCUAAAAUAUUCAUUCAGCUCGAUAAUAUCCCUGCUGUGUGUACUGUAACUGGACGUGAAUCAAGUGGUUUUUGGAAGAGAAAAAAAAACCUUUCUUCAAUAGAAUGAAACCUGGGAAUUAUUUAACGCGAGAAAUGAUAGCAUCUCAAACUGAUAACAUAAGAGUUAGAAAUUCAUCAAAAAAUUGUCUGUGAUUUAAACAUUGUGAUUACUUUGUCCUGCUGUUCUGUUGUUGUUUGCAUUGAUUUGUAAUUACAUUCAUAUUUACAAUUUUAAUUGCAUCGAUUGAUUACCGCAACUGAUAAACGAAAAAUAAGAACGCAAAUCUAUAAUGUAAUGUACGGACCUAGUUUAUGUGCAAAAUAUGCCACGAAAGUUUGAUUAAAAUAAAAAAGAAGUUUGUUUUUGCGAUUAAUGAUAAGGAAAUUAACCAUUUCAAAAUGCCAUACAUUCAAUGUGGAAAAUUGAGAAAAUCGUAAAAUAUUGUGCAGACAAAUGUUUAUCGUAUCGAGCUCGUCUUCCUACAACGAUCCGCUACGCAGUAAAUGAUAAGAGGUCAACAGCCAAUUCGUUGACUGAGAAUUAGAGAAACUCUGGUAAAUAAACGAACGAUAUGCAUUUCUGGAUAGACAAACGAUCACAGUCAUGUGGUUUCGGACGAGCACGAGUGGCUGCAUCUCUAUCGGGAACUGGAAUCGGUUUCGGACACCAUCCACGCCGAAUGGGCGGAAAAUCCAUGUUAACGCCGAUUCAUCGUUUUCCUGCCGUUGACUGCAGACCUCAUAGGCCACAUAGGGAAACUCAUCAAAAUAACCAUCGGCAUGAACAUGAACAUGCCGAUGUAAUACAACAAAGACUUCGCGAAAAUGUUCGAUCUAAUCAAUAUCGAGCUCAACAAGGCGCUCAUGUUCAGCCACCGCAUGUUCUACAAAACCAGCAACCAUUUCAUCUCACUAAUUGCAAUCCAAUAUCACAGUACGGACCGUCGCACCCUGUAGAGCUAGAGCAAGGUACACUUGGGGUGGCGGCAAUAGGACCUGUCGUAGCACAGCCGCAAAAUGUUCGAACAGGACCAGAAGCGCAAUUAUUACCAUCCCACUUAAAAUGUGGCAUGUGGGCUGCUCUGGCAUUGACAACCGUAUUUGUUGCUGUGAUCCAAGGCACCGGACUGGAGUUUUUAAUUUUUUGUGGAAUCUGUACAACACUAAUUUUAAUGGGAUGCGUGAUAUCAAUGUGUACACUAUGCAACCGGCCGAGGGAACUGAUGGUCAUACCGCCCAUCGAAGUGCAGGCUGCUAUUGAAGCUCGUGCCGAAAAUUCCCAGGAUAUGGUAACUGUUGAACUAACCGGCGAGCCUACAGCACAGCCUCCACCAUAUCACAUUGCCAUUUUAUUGCCGGACAAUGCAAAGGAACCAGAGGCAGUAUUGGAAGAAUCCCCACCGCCGUCGUACGAUAAGUUAGAUAUUUAAGAGGGUUAACCUUCCACGAGGCGGCUAUGUCGUCUGUUUUCAACAGAUGCGUCAAAAUAAAGGUCUCGCUAAUGUAAUCGUAUACAGCCAAAUCUACGCUAAAACUAUUUAAGUCAAAGAGCUUUGUCGAGAAGACUUCGGUCAAAAGCAGUAACAGAUACAUGGUCACCUUCUACGAAAGGUUAACUGAUUUUAGUUUGCUCGACCAAGAACUAUAAUAGUAAUCGGAACUCAAAUCGAAAACAAUUGCUUUGAUUAACGAGCAAAAUCGGUCUGCUGAUUAAGUUAUUUUCGUUAAAACUUCGACGUAAUUUUACUAUGUAAAGGUAAGUGAUAUAAAUGUAACAGUUUUAGGCUAAUUAUGGUAGAUGUGACAUUUAAAACCCACACAAACAUUAAAAACUUAUAGUUAUACAACAGAAUUAACAUUUCGUAGAACUAAUUUGUUUUGCAGUUAAUGUUUGAAAACGAAAUGGGAAAAAUUUGACGUUCAUUUUGAAAUAUAUUUUGGUAUGAAAAUAUUUUUACAAAUUAGUAAAAGUAAAUUGCUUUCAAUGUAUUUACGUAAAGUAAUUUAUCCCGUAAAACAAGCACAACCAUGCAUAAUGUAUAGUUAGAAACAGUAAAAAAGCUUUUACUUUACCGAACAAUAAAACUUGUUGCAUAGAUUAGAGAUGGUAAAGUUAUCUUUUGUGCUCUUCAUAAAUGUAGCUCUGAUGUAUAAAUAUCUGAUGACCUGUUGAACAGUACUUCGAAUUACGAAGCUUUAGUUUUUCUCUUUAAAAGUCCAAAAUUGAAUUAUCUUGAAUUGAUGUUGAUGUGUGCAAGUCUAUGUGUCGGUACUACUAUACGAACCUUCGUAGCCAUAAAAUCCAACUUAAUCAAGGAAGUCGUCCUUUUAUGCCAUGACUAGCAUAAACUAAUACCGGUUGAACCGGUUAUAAGACACAAGAAAAAGAUAGCUUUCCCCUACGGUCACUCAAAAUACCGAUCCGAAUGUUACAAAUUUAGAACAAUUUUAGAGCUUGAGGAAAAGUUCUUUAUUUGAUUUCACUUUUGUGACUUGAAGUGACUCCAUUGAUAGGUUCUUUAAUCUUGAGGCAUCACAGUUAAAUGCUUAAAGGGUACAGCUUUGUAUACACGUAAGAACUGCCACUUUCAUAUCUAAGCUAUGUUCCUCCUGUUAGUAUGUUAUUUUAAAUGACAAAUGAAAGAUACGAGAAUAACAACCACAAUAUGAAUGUGGCAGUCUUAACGUGCCCAAAGCAGUAAGAAAAAUAUAAUUUAGCUUGAAAAAAUAUCAAAAAGCAACGCACUCGACAACGCACUUCAAGCAUGAGUGAACAUAGUGGUCAGCUGCCGAACGUACUCUAUAUUUUACAUGAAAAUGUUGUUACAAUGUUUUACGUUUGUAUGAUACACUGUCCAUUUUCAAUACUCUAUUUAGAGUACCACUCAUGCUUGAAGUGCGUUGCAAACAGGCAUUUUAAAUCUUUGUCUACGGUACUUCAUGCUCCAUUCGGUCCGUAUUGGGGACCAAUUGUGAUUUAAGAAACAGAUUGCGGCAGAGAAUGAUUUUUUGAGAGUUCAAUAAAGAGUAUGUCGAACAUACGAAUUGAACGACACGAACGAAAUUUAAGGAAAAUCAUUUAAGAGUGUACAAUUUGAAUGAUAUUCUGAGUGCUUUUGGUUUGCUACAAUAACUGAAUGUGUAAUACACUUUGUAUAAAAUUGUCUGGAAGUUUCGUGAGCUGAGCACUCAACCCUAUAUACAAAUAAAAAAACUAGAAUAGACCGGCCAAAGCAUGUAUUCAAGGCGGAUAUGCAGCUGUUGAAGAGUAAACAUCUCCACUAACGUUUUACCAAUUUGGUAUUCAACUACCAGUUUGGUAGUCAACUACCAAAAAUUAAACUUAGACGAGCAGUCAGAAUAUACUUGUCAGUCGGUGCGUAGUUUCCGAAUAGUAAACAUCUCUGCCUCAAAAAUUACGUUUGAUAGUCAAUUAUAACCUUGGUAGUCAGCUACCAACUACCAAAUUUUCAAACUGAAAUGUCAACUCUGAGCUAUCGGUUAUCAGAUAACAAAUAAUUAUUAUUUGCCUGGUGUUGAUAUGCUGAUGGUGGCUUUGCAAUUUUGAAUGUCAAUCCAGC